Molecule: messenger RNA, 1785 nt
Organism: Plectropomus leopardus (leopard coralgrouper)
Lineage: Eukaryota; Metazoa; Chordata; Actinopteri; Perciformes; Serranidae
Gene: efhb
Product: EF-hand domain family, member B
Molecular function (GO): calcium ion binding
Source: RefSeq, a predicted model, not a curated record
GCCUCUGUUGCAGCUACACGGGAAUUUAAGAUGGCUAUGACUGACGGAAGUUCUCGCCAAGUGAAAUAUGUGGAUACAUGUCCAAACAUACCGGUGGCCGGGAAACUUAUACCUGUGGGAGACAGGGCAAAAUCCUGUUUACAAGAAGAAGCAAGACCCCCUACCCCACCGGUGGUGAGGAGAAUUCGCAUCAGCAACCAGUCAGAACCAGGAGAUAUCAGAGUGCACAAAGGGAAGGCAAAUGACCCAGAUGUUGCAAGCACCCUUGUUCAUGGCAUCAGCACCAAAUCUUCCCUCUCUAGCAGAAGCUUGCUAAACCCUCCUCAAAAGACCUUGUUCCAGCAUAAGUUACAAGAGCUCAGUGAAGCAGUGUACGCCUCCAACAAAAAAGCACCGUUGGGCAGGUCACAUAAUCAGCGUGUUGGACUUACUUCAUGGAAUAACGACGAAACCACGUAUGGUGUGAAAACAGUUAGAGGGUUGGAUGUGCGUGAGAUCAUUAACCCUUCCAAAACAGCAGAAGAGCUGGAGAGGGAAGCUCAGGAGGGACACGAGGCUUACAUUCGUAGCCACAAUGCCUAUUUUGUUGGUGAGCGGAUUGACAGGAAGUACGACUGGAGUCAUUACAGUAAAGAUGGCAGGUUUGGGAUCCUCACACCUCAUUUUAACGACGGCCGUGAUCUUCGCAAAACUCUCCAGUGGCUCGGGGAGACACAGAAGUUUUACAAUCCAAAGCCUGUUUGGAAAAGAUCUGGGACUAGGGAAAAGCUGGAGCUACAAAUUGGCAAAACGAACAGUGUGAGGAAAAAUACCUUAAAUGUUCCAGCAGAUCACUCCUUUGGGAUUGUCCUACCACCGGAUGAAUUUGGUGUUGGUGAUAUAAUCCACUCGACAGAGCCGGGCAAGUUCGCGAGAGGCCGAGACAGACAGCGCAGCCUGGUAAACGCAGUGCGACACCACCUCAAGAAGAUCAAUUUCUGCAACUUCCCCUCCCUGCUUCAGGCGUUUAAACAUUAUGACAAGGCAGCCAAGGGAAUGAUUGACAAAGAGGACCUGCUGGCAGUGUGCCGUCAGUUCCAGCUGGACGUGAGCAGGCCGGUUCUGGAUGACCUGAUGGACUACUGUGACAGAGACAAGGAUGGACUCAUCAACUUCCUGGAGUUUGCAAACUUCCUCAACUGGAAGGACAAGAUGCCCAUCAACAGUCGAGAGCAAUGCAUUUUGACGAAUGAGCGACAGACCAGCACGGCUCCGGCCAACAUAGAAAAGAAACUUCCAUUAGAAUCAGAGCAGCUUUCUGCCUCCCAGGCCUUGAUUAAGCCUGAUGACUUGGAGUCCAUUAAGCCAGGCAGCUCACUGAAGACCCUCAGGACCCUAAGGCGACCCAGGGAAGCCCCAGACCACUUCAAGACCACCUCCACCCUCAUUGGGUCCGUCAGUGAUCCAUCCUCAUCAAACAGCCGUACAUAUGGGGUCCCAUCUGUGCGCUCCGACCUUCCAGCUCCACGCUUAAAGAGAGUCAGUGACACUAACAAUUACGGUGAUACAUCCACGGCUGCAAAUCUUCUGCAUCCACCAGUUCACGCCCUCUGGGGUGUUCACGAGGAGCACUUCCUAUGUCCUCGCACCAAGAAGGAGAUUGCAGAGAUCUUCAAGAAUGUGGGCGUGAAUAUGUCUGAGGAGACGUUCGAGGAGGUCUGGAAGCUGGCGUCCAUGAAGCAUCCGGACGGGGAGGUUUGUGUCGAUGUUUUCCGUAACGCACUCAAGGAAAUAAAAGCUAUGUAA